UCCAGAAAGGUAAUUUCUUGCCAAAAAUAAAAUGCACAAAAAUCAAUGAACGAGCUAAAAGCAUGCACUAAGAAAAAGGAUGAGAGAGAGCAAAAUUCAGGGUAUUUAAUUGUGUGACGAGAACCUGUGUGACAGUUUUUGAUAGAUGGGCUUAGGCUUUGAGCUGUAAUGCUGCUCUCACGGCAGUCAUUAAAACCGGAUGGUGAGGCUGAUGGGUGCACUGUCUGCAUCUAUGCAUGCUUAAGCCACCUCACUUGUUUGUAUUUAAUAGAGGAACAGCGAUAGAUCAGCACUUAGGGUGCAUUAAACAGAAUAAUGUUGCAUUAUUUUUUAUGGCAGGUGAAUUCCAACAUGAGCUCAUACAUCUUGCAUGUUCUGUAAUGUCUAAGUUUGUUUCUGUCUGGUGAAGUACAAUUAACCCACACAUUAAAAACCCUGCAAAAAUCCAUAUUUGUAUGUAAAGGAUAACUAGUUGCACCAUUUUAUCAGCUGUGCGAAUCAUCACUUCUGAUCUCACAGUUUAUACACUACUAAAUCAUACACGGCAAAACUAAGCACAUCAUUUUGGAAGGUCAAGUAUGUCCAAUGCAUGACUCAGUUUACCAUUUUAUUUCAGAUGCUGAUGCAUUUUGGCAAACAAGAUUUAAUCAGAGCUCCACAAGAUCAGUAUUCUGCAAGGACGUUUAUAGAGAAUAAGCAAUAGGGAACUAAUAUGAUAUAUAAUAAAUAACUUACUAAACAAAAACAGUAAAUACUUUGCACUAUAUGACAUAUACAAAUUUCACUCUGGAAUCUUAAAAGUAUACAAUGUAUACAGGCAUCCAAGUGUAACACUGGAGCCAUAGCAUCACAUUUAUUUUUGUAUUUUUGGAGUGGCACCAUCCCAGUUCAUCACACAUUAAGGAUGAGUCCAUUUACACAAACCCUCCUCGGCUAUUGAAAUGCAUUUCUGGCCUGUUUUCUCUCCCUCUUCUAAGACCAAUAUUUUACCUCUCAACAAUUGAUUGGCCCUCCACCCCCCUUCGUACUUUAACUCAGUCCAUUAUGUUGUGCAGAGUCAUCAGCUGUGAACUAUACUUAAAUUCUUCUUCACUCUCAUUGCCCUCCCUCACAUUAUAAUGAUAUCAAGACUCACUCAUGUCUAAACAACAAAAAAUAAAAAAGUACUCUGCAUGUAUGUUAUGUGGAGCAUUUUACACAAGCUACAAAUUGAUCUCCGAGGUGUGUAGCUCGCCUUUGCAGCACAGAUAUAAUUCACUUUAACUUUACUAUUCUUAACUACAAUGCCAUAAACAAAGCACCGUUUUGGUCACAGUGUUUUUAAGCUCUGAGUGAAUCCUCCUGAGUUAUGGAGCACGUGUAUGGCUGAACGUUCUACUAGACACAAGCAGCGCCACACAGGGCAGGGCAGGCUCCUUCAUUCUAAGUGCUGUUCAUAGCUCAGCCAUCUGCAGAUGUGGAUCAAUGCUUGGUUUUACAGCUUUGCAUCUUUGAAAUGACUGAGCAAAUAAAGACAGCAUAAACUGUCAAUCAGUGACUAUUAGUAAAGAAGAUUCCUUAACAACCCCCCACCCCCUGCCUUACCAACCUCAAAUAUACACACACACACACACACACACACACACACAGCUCAGGACAGAGUGAGAGGAGAUGGAGUGAGUGGGGCGUGGAGCCCCUGACUUGAUGGAGUUGUGGGAGAGAUCCUAAAAUGAAUUUUGGCCAGGAGGUAAAAUGCCAGCGAGUAGUAACAGAGAUGGAUGAUAUGCGUGUGGAGAAAGCUUUGGAUAAUUUUGGGGGAUUAACACUCAACAAAUUCGAUAUUUAUUUGCACAUGAUGGACUUUGAACUUAAAGGAGGAUGCUCUGCAGGCAAUCUACUGUCUAACUGGUCAGUGUCAGGGGUUUUGUUGAAGUGAAUAUAACUGCUGAUGCCUGUUCAAAAACACUGAUAAAAAAGGACUUGGCAGGAGGAAGUUAACAUUAAGUUUUUUUAAAGGGGCUUUUGUGCAGGCGGGAUCUAAUGCAAGGCAACAAUGGGAUUGGAUGGCAUGGAAGUAAUUGCCAUUGCUGUUGUUAUCGGACUGUUUGUUGUCGUGCUCAAACAGUUUGGGGUUUGGGAGCCCUUGUCACUGGAAGACAGCUGUGACGGCGAUCUAGAACUCUCAAUGGUGCGCCAUCAACCUGAGGGCCUCGAUCAGCUCCAAGCCCAGACACAGUUCACCAGGAAGGAGCUGCAGUCGCUUUACAGAGGCUUCAAAAAUGAAUGUCCCAGUGGGCUUGUGGAUGAGGAAACAUUCAAGACUAUUUACUCACAGUUCUUCCCUCAAGGAGAUGCAACCACAUAUGCACAUUUCUUGUUUAACGCAUUUGACAUGGACAGAAGUGGCUCCAUCCGGUUUGAGGACUUUGUGAUAGGAUUGUCUGUGUUGCUUAGAGGCUCUGUUACAGAGAAACUUCGAUGGGCAUUCAACUUGUAUGAUAUCAACAAAGACGGCUACAUUACUAAAGAGGAAAUGAUGGCAAUAAUGACAUCCAUUUAUGACAUGAUGGGCAGGUAUACCUUACCUAGUGUACGAGACGAUUCUCCUUAUGAGCAUGUGGAGAAAUUCUUCCAGAAAAUGGACCGGAACAGAGAUGGAGUGGUGACUAUUGAUGAAUUCAUAGAAACCUGCCAAAAGGAUGAAAAUAUAAUGGCUUCCAUGCAGCUCUUCGAGAAUGUCAUCUAGUUUCUGUAGAGGGACGUGGAUCGGUAAUGUUGCAUAGUGCUUCCAGCUGCAAGCAUCUGGGCUUGAAGUUACUUCAUCCAUCUUAAAAAGGAGAAACUGGGUCAUGCAACACAUUUGACACAUUUUAAUACAAAGUGGCAAAAACUAUUACUUUUGCUGACAAACUGUUCUAAGCAGAGACGUGCAGAAUUCACAGAAUCACUUAAAGAAAUUUUUUUUCUUUGCAUGACAAUUUUGUUUUUGCACCUGAAGGAAAAACUACCACCAAUACCCUUGCUAUACAGUAUGUCAUUACGAGAUGAGCAUGACUGCUUGCAAGCAUGUGAUGCAAACCACAUUGAACACAAACAAGGGGUUUUAUCGAUGACCACUUUGAAACUUGGGCAAAUGAGAAUACUUUGUUACUGUAUUACAUAUAUAAUGUAAAGAUUAUAAUUAUGUUUCUAUGUUCUUUAGAUUUCAGUGUAAUCGCAAUACCAUGUCAUUGUCAUGUUGACCCAAAACUUAGUGAAAUAAAUAUAUACCUUCACAUAUCUAUUGACUAUUGACUAUCUUCUCUUUUUACACAACACACAAAGCUGGGAUUUGUAAAAGCAGUGAGAUGUUCACUGUACCCUAGAGAAAUUUUAACAUCUUGCAAAUGAUUACACCAAGUGUUAUAUUUAAAGUUAUGCAACUAUGUAGCUGCAAAACAGCAAUAAAACAAAGUUCAAUGCAACAUGCUACAUGUAACAUGAAAAAUG
Messenger RNA from Sander lucioperca (pikeperch), 3468 nucleotides. RefSeq names its product calsenilin-like. NCBI's taxonomy places the organism in Eukaryota, Metazoa, Chordata, Actinopteri, Perciformes, Percidae. The transcript is spliced from 8 exons. Bases 2033 to 2725 code for a protein of 230 amino acids. Gene Ontology annotation, molecular function: potassium channel regulator activity; DNA-binding transcription repressor activity, RNA polymerase II-specific; RNA polymerase II cis-regulatory region sequence-specific DNA binding. The record is from RefSeq and is a predicted model, not a curated record. Gene Ontology annotation, cellular component: voltage-gated potassium channel complex; nucleus. Gene Ontology annotation, biological process: regulation of potassium ion transmembrane transport; negative regulation of transcription by RNA polymerase II.